Messenger RNA from Vigna umbellata (rice bean), 1818 nucleotides. RefSeq names its product DNA repair (Rad51) family protein (gene RAD51B). Gene Ontology annotation, cellular component: replication fork; Rad51B-Rad51C-Rad51D-XRCC2 complex. The record is from RefSeq and is a predicted model, not a curated record. Gene Ontology annotation, molecular function: ATP hydrolysis activity; double-stranded DNA binding; single-stranded DNA binding. Gene Ontology annotation, biological process: double-strand break repair via homologous recombination. NCBI's taxonomy places the organism in Eukaryota, Viridiplantae, Streptophyta, Magnoliopsida, Fabales, Fabaceae.
GACUGGAGGGAAGGAUGAGAGAAGAACAAUAGAAAGAGGAAAGGAGCGAAAAAUGGCGAACAAGCUCAUCAACCAGAUGGGAUUGCCCAAAUCCAUAGCCAAUAUCUUCACUGCUCGCAACAUCAUCACCGCCAAGGAUGCAUUGUCUCACACUGAAUUUGAGUUGAUGGAGUUGUUGGACGUUGGGAAGGAAGAAGUAACAUCCGCAAUGGCGCACGUUAGCGAAGUCGUGUGUCCACCGUGUCAAACUGCGUUACUACUGCUGGAGCAGCGAGUACGCAACGAGACUUUGGCCGGUCAUCUUCCCACUCGUUUGAAAGGUUUGGAUGACGCGUUGUGCGGCGGUAUACCUUUUGGUGUUUUGACAGAGUUGGUUGGUCCAGCAGGAAUUGGCAAAACACAGUUUUGCUUGAAGCUGUCACUACUGGCUUCGCUGCCCGCGAGUUGUGGAGGCUUAGAUGGCCGUGUGAUAUAUAUUGAUAUUGAAUCCAAAUUUAGGUCAAAAAGAUUGAUAGAGAUUGGAAUAAACAGUUUUCCUGAAAUAUUUCAUAAGAAGGGAAUGGCACAGGAGAUGGCUGGUAGAAUCCUGAUUUUGCGUCCUACAUCACUUUCUGAAUUUGCUGAGAGUUUGUACCAGAUCAAAGUAUCACUCCUCCAGCAACAAGUGAAAUUGCUCAUCAUUGAUAGCAUGGCUGCUCUAGUAUUAGGUGAGCAUGAGUGUGGAACCACUAGACAACAAGCAUUGGGUUGGCAUGUUUCUUUUAUCAAGUCACUUGCAGAAUUUUCACGAAUUCCAGUUGUAUUGACAAAUCAAGUAAGAUCUCAAUCUGGUGAUGAAUCUCGCAUAUAUUCCUUUCAAGCACAAAGCCGCUCUAUAAUAAAAGAUAACCCUGCUACAUAUGAUUCUCAUCUUGUUGCUGCAUUGGGAAUUAACUGGGCUCAUGCUGUGACCAUCCGUCUUGUACUCGAAGCCAGAUCAGGUCAAAGGUUUAUUAAGUUGGCAAAAUCUCCCAUAUCACCUCCUCUGGCUUUCCCUUUUAAGAUAACUUCAUCAGGUGUGAUUCUGCUGGAUGAUGAUGGGAUAGAAAUGAAAGGGCCAGAAAUAAACACUAUUCAGUGCCAAGUUGAAGUCUUGACUUGCCUAUUUUCAAGUGUAAUGAAAAACAUGAGAGCCAAAAUACUUUGUUUAAUUUCGAAAGGGUAAGGUACACAAUCACUUUUUAGUUUCUUACGUUUUGUUAGAACACUAACAUUUGUUAGAACCACUAAUAAAAGACUUCUGUUGACACAACUGACAGUAGUUAAACUACACAAGACCUCCUUUAUUCCCUUGCCAAACUCGGGAUAAGAUGGGUGGAGCCUAGUUGGAGUAUGUAAGCCAAAUAUACGGCCUUACUGAAAUAGAAACAUUGUUUGAAUGUAUGCCAACAAUGAUGAGGGUUUUUCCUUCUUGCGCCUCCAUAAAUUACCAUCAAUUUCAGAAGGCAGCUUCUUCCUGCACCUCCAUAACUUCAUCCUGCACCCAUACAUUUUAAAAUUCUAAUUUUAACCUUUUAGUUUGAUAUCAUUGGGACACAUAAAAAUCACAAUGAGCUCACUUUCUCUCGUAAACUCAGACCUUUUAUUAGACAUGUAUAAGAACUCACUUUCUAUCUUAAACCCAGACCUUUUAUUAUUUUUUGUUGCUCACACACAAUAUGCGUCACCUUGGUGACUUAUUUAUGAAAGAAAAAAGGGCACAAAACAAAACACAAGCUUUUGGUAAUGCAUUCACGGGUUGUACAAACUUUAGUUGGUGUUGAAAAUUCCACUUAUGCA